This is a messenger RNA of Brachypodium distachyon (stiff brome), 3199 nucleotides long. RefSeq lists its product as uncharacterized. NCBI's taxonomy places the organism in Eukaryota, Viridiplantae, Streptophyta, Magnoliopsida, Poales, Poaceae. The transcript has 2 exons. Bases 392 to 2608 code for a protein of 738 amino acids. The record is from RefSeq and is a predicted model, not a curated record.
UUACAGGACACACACACACACACACGACCUGACCUACACUCCUUUUCUACUACUACUGCUGCUACCCUUCUCCCAUUUGGUAUUACAAUUUUUGGGGCUUUGACUAAAAGUCUUGAGCUAAAAAAGCUUCAUUUUUUUAGAGCUCCUUCCUGCCCCGCAAUAAAAUUCGACAGGCAAUUUUUUUGCAAUUUGGGGGAGCCCGUGGCCUCCAAUCCGCCCGAAUUCGAGUGCCUCGUCGAGCUGAUCCGCAUGGAUCAGGGCAAUUGGAAAUUUGCAAACCUUGAGAGUUAGCUGAACAGUGCAGUACGCUGAAUUCUUUUUGAGUUCGUUCUCCUGGGCUUCUUCGUUCCUGCUCAAGUCCAGCUGCUUGUCAACGAAUUCAGAGGUGAAGAUGAGUGUGGAAUACAAUAUGGAUGAGGCUCUCAGAGCGCGAGGUGUUGCAGAGAACAAGUUUCAUGCGCGUGACAUCAGGGGGGCACGCAAGUACGCAGUCAAGGCCCAGAAUCUCUGCCCGACACUGGAGGGCAUAUCCCAGAUGGUGUCCACUCUUGAAGUUCAUCUUGCAGCGGAGUCCAAGAUUGAUGGAGAGAGUGACUGGUACCGGAUCUUGUCUCUAGGCGCUUUUGCAGAUGAAGAGGAUGUGAAGAAGCAGUACAGAAAGCUAGCUCUCCAGCUGCACCCUGACAAGAACAAGUCUGUUGGUGCUGAGGAGGCCUUUAAACUUAUCUCUGAGGCAUGGAGUGUGUUGUCUGAUACCAGUCGGAAGGUACUUUAUGAUCAGAAGAGGACUGAUCAUUCUGUUGUCAAUGUAACCAAUGGCAUGUAUACUUAUGAUAAGAAGGCAACCAAGAGAGCUCGGAAGAAUGCUGCCGCUGCCGCAGCCGCCGCCGCCGCAGCAGUAGCAGCAGCUGCUGCUGCUGCAGAGGCUACCACUCGUCCUGUUGGGGUUGAUACUUUCUGGACAUCUUGCAAUCGCUGCCGCAUGCAGUAUGAGUACUUAAGAAUUUAUCUUAAUCAUAACCUUCUGUGCCCAAAUUGCCAUCAUGCAUUCAUGGCCGUAGAGACUGGAUUUCCUUGCAAUGGAAGUAGUUCAUCGUUUUCCUGGUCAACCAAGCAGCAGCCACAGAACCACAAUUCCACCAAGCACUCAUAUGGCUCAACAAGCAGGACUUCUAGCAUUCCAGGAACAGGGCAUGUGGGUUACCAGCAAGAUAGUACUUAUGAUUCCUACAACAGUCAAAGCUUUCAGUGGAAUCAGUACUCUAAGACGACACCUGCAGCUGGUACAAAUGCUUACAGUACCCAGGCCUCGGAGAAACCUAGAAGGAAAAAUGAAGAGAGCUAUAGCUACAACUAUUCUGCAACUGGCAACGCUUGUGGCCCUGAGAAAACUCCUUCAAGACGUGGCAGGUUUGCAAAGCGGAGAAGGAAUAGUAAUGAUGGCUAUACUGCUGUGGAUUAUAGUGGUGAUAUCAAAGAAACAGUGGUUGCGAGCACGGAAACAAUUGCUUUCACUGAUGUAGGACGUGCCAAUGGCACUUCUGUGGAAAAGUUGAGAUCUGCAGUGAGUGUAAGAAGAGGUAAUGUUUUGAGAGAGAUCUCCCAGAUUGAUACACGGAGUCUGCUUAUUGAGAAAGCCAAGGAAGCCAUCCGGGGAAAGUUGCAAGACCUCAACAUGGCAGCAUCUUCACGGUUUGCAGAGAAACGGAAGUCAGAAGGAAAGGUAUAUCCUAGUGACAACAUAAAGGCAAAUGGGGUUCUCUCUGGCAAACCUGGCAAAGGACUCAAGCAAUGCAGCUCGAUAAGUGCUGACACCCUAGUACCUGUAAUUGCAACUGAUGAAAAGAAUCCAGAACAGAGGCGUGUGCCUGUGUCUAUUGAUGUCCCAGAUCCAGACUUCCAUGAUUUUGAUAAGGAUCGCACAGAGAGAGCAUUUUACAGUGAUCAAGUAUGGGCUACAUAUGACAGCGAAGAUGGCAUGCCACGUCUAUAUGCAAUGGUGCAGAAAGUUCUUUCAACGAGACCUUUCAGAAUCCGCAUGAGUUUCCUCAACUCCAAGUCCAACAGUGAACUGGCACCAAUAAGCUGGGUUGCCUCUGGUUUUCAAAAGACAUGCGGUGAUUUCAGGGUUGGAAGAUACCAGAUUUCUGAAACAGUCAACAUAUUUUCACACAAAGUCUGCUGGACUAAAGGCCCGCGUGGGGUUAUCAGGAUUGUUCCUCAGAAAGGUGAUACAUGGGCAUUGUAUCGAAACUGGUCUCCUGAUUGGAAUGAGCUUACGCCUGAUGAUGUGAUAUAUAAGUAUGAGAUAGUAGAAGUCAUUGAUGAUUUCACCGAAGAGGAAGGGCUGACUGUCAUUCCAUUGUUAAAGGUUGCUGGUUUCAAAGCUGUUUUCCAUCGGCACAUGGACACCAAGGAGGUUAGGAGGAUACCCAAGGGUGAGCUGUUCCGAUUUUCACAUCAGGUUCCUUCUCGGCUGCUGACUGGGGAAGAAGGCAACAAUGCCCCGGAAGGUUGUCAUGAGCUGGACCCUGCUGCAACUCCAGUGGACCUUCUUAAGGUUAUCACAGAGGUCAAGGAAGAUGAGGCGGUGCAGACUGCUAAAUAGAAGAGAGGGCAACUCUGAACACUGAAGAUAGCUUGAAUGUCUGAACUCUGAAGUGUCAAAUGUGCUUCACAGACGACAACAAGUUUGUUGGUCUCUUAGUUCUAUUAUGUCAUCUUAUUUUUGGCUGAUGACUUGGACAAUACUGCCAGGGCAAGCAGCUUAUGUUGCAGACUUCCGACUGUUAAUUCUUAGGCAUCUCUAACAUUCUGAUUUUAUCGCAAUACGGAUAUCAUUUAGAGUAAAAGACCAUCGAGCGGAGGCCGGUUGUGGCGAUUGAUGAGGUGAUUAGUCGAAGGAGAAGCUAAGGAGCCUCAUGACUUGCUGAAGGUGUUACUUGUUUGCCACUAUGUUCAGGUAUGGUGUUCGCCUGUUCGGCAUACCGUGCUUAGCCCAGUUUGAGGGGGGAGCUGCUACUGGGCUUCCCCGUGUACCCUGGAUUGAUUGAUGUACCAAUUUACCUAAGAUGUUGUAUUUCCUUUUUAAUCUAUAGUAAUUCAUAUGUUGGACUUGAUGAUUCGAAAAAUCCUAAUUUGAACUCGGUGAACUGGAUCGGCAAUUUAAUAUUAUAUUUAGUGGAUGCUUUAGCUUUUA